GUAGAAACACACCGACGCCCUCUAGCGGCAUUUUUGCAUUGGUAGUAAAAAUUUUCUUUUCCCAUGGAAAACUUUCCAAAAAGUGCAUAAAAAUGCUGUAAAUUCUCUUUUGGUGUACUUGAAAGUCCUUCUAAUUGAUUAAUAAACCAUCAAGUGGUACAAUGGCACAAAUUCUUCGGGGAAAAUUUGGGUUCAGCGUGAAGACUUCGAGAUCUCUGAGGCCGCUCGUGCUGAAUGUCUCCCGGAUUAACUUCUCCACCCUCAAUGGGGGCAACGGGGGUAGUCGGCAUCCCCAUCGGAGGUAUCUUUUGCAGCACAAUGUGGGCUUUGUGCCGAUGUAUGUAACACCCAGACGCACGUACGCAAUGAUUGUGGCCAGAGUACUCCGUGGGGCACUAAAGCUGAGAUACCUCGUCCUGGGUGGGGCCAUUGGGGGUGGCAUGACGCUCAAUAAGAAGUACGAGGAAUGGCGUGAUGGUUUACCGGAUAUGAAGUGGUUGGAUGACAUUCUCCCGGACAAUGAGCAAUGGCAUAAAUUCUCGAAGAAUCUCCAAGCUGUGGGAGGUGCUGUGAGAGAUUCCAUUGAGAUUGAUCCACGUCUGAAGAAGAUAAGUGAGGAGAAAUUAGCUGAAUGGCGUGCAUGGUUCGAUAAUCGCCUGGAUAAUGCCAUUGAAGCGGCGGAGACAACUGAAAAUCCCACAAUUGAAGGUCCAUUCCAGAAAGUCUCUGAUAUGAUUACCGAUAUGUAUGGAGUGACAAAGGAGGAAUUAAAGGCGAAGCAUUUGGUGGAAGCAAAAGGUGUUUCGGCACAAGAGGAAGCGCAUCGGAAGCACCAAUCGAUGCAGCAGCAAAUUGAGGAAUUGCAAGCGGAAAUGAUGUCAGUGCAGCUAAAAUACCAAAAAGAAUUGGAAAAAUUGGAGCGUGAGAAUAAGAAUUUGCGCCAGCAGUACUUGAUACUCAAAUCAAAUCGCAAGACGGGCACGAAGAAGAUCAAGAAGAGCCUCAUUGAUAUGUAUUCGGAAGUUCUGGAUGAACUAUCGGGGUACGACACCAACUAUACGAUGGCAGAUCACUUGCCGCGCGUUGUUGUUGUGGGAGAUCAGAGCAGUGGGAAGACUUCUGUGUUGGAAUCCAUUGCGCAAGCAAGAAUCUUCCCACGGGGAAGUGGUGAGAUGAUGACAAGGGCUCCAGUUAAAGUGACUCUAAGUGAGGGUCCGUACCAUGUGGCGAAAUUCAAUGAUUCCGAACGUGAGUACGAUCUCACGAAGGAGUCAGAAUUGGCUGAAUUGCGACGUGAAGUGGAGCUACGAAUGCGCCAUUCAGUGCGUGGGGGUAAGACCGUGAGCACAGAUACGAUCUCGAUGACUGUGAAGGGUCCUGGGUUGCAGAGGAUGGUUCUUGUGGAUUUGCCAGGGAUUAUUUCCACUGUUACCGUCGAUAUGGCGUCUGAUACGAAAGAUUCCAUCCAUCAGAUGACUCGACACUACAUGAGUAAUCCCAAUGCCAUCAUUCUGUGCAUUCAGGAUGGUUCUGUGGAUGCAGAACGAAGCAAUGUAACGGAUCUCGUGACACAGUGUGAUCCUCUUGGUAAGAGGACCAUCUUUGUCCUCACGAAAGUUGAUUUGGCUGAAGAACUCGCUGAACCAGAUAGAAUUCGAAAGAUUCUCGCUGGAAAACUCUUCCCGAUGAAGGCUAUUGGAUACUUUGCCGUUGUAACCGGUCGUGGGCGGAAGGAUGAUUCAAUUGAAACAAUCCGGGAUUAUGAAGAAAGAUUCUUCAAGACCUCAAAACUAUUCCAUCGAAGUGGAACAGUAAUGCCCCAUCAAGUAUCAACGCGGAAUUUGAGUCUUGCCGUUGCUGAUCGCUUCUGGCGGAUGGUGCGUGAAACAAUUGAACAACAAGCUGAUGCAUUUAAGGUGACACGCUUCAAUCUUGAAACAGAAUGGAAGAAUAACUUCCCCAGGCUACGUGAAUCCGGCAGGGAUGAAUUAUUUGACAAAGCAAAAGGAGAGAUUCUCGAUGAAGUUGUCAAUCUAUCGCAGAUCUCCUCAAAGAAGUGGGAAGAAGUUAUUCUUACCACAUUGUGGGAUAAACUCUCGUCCUACGUUUUUGAGAAUGUCUACCUCCCAGCAGCGCAGUCGGGGUCACAAAACUCCUUCAAUACGAUGGUUGAUAUAAAAUUGCGCCAGUGGGCAGAUCAGGCACUCCCAGCACGUGCUGUGGAGUCAGGGUACGAAGCGCUGCAAAAGGAAUUUCUGGAAUUAAUUGAACAAGCAAAGAAAUCCCCCGAUCACGAUGAUAUCUUUGAUAAUCUCAAAGCAGCCGUUGUGGAUGAAGCCAUUCGCCGGUAUUCGUGGGAGGACAAGGCAACAGACAUGUUGAGGGUUAUCCAGUUGAACACACUGGAAGAUCGUGUGGUUACGGAUAAGCACGAAUGGGAUGCAGCUGUGAAAUUUUUCGAAUCCUCCGUGAAGGAGAAACUCCAGGCGACGGAGAAUACGAUGGCGGAAAUGUUUGGACCAUCAUCGUGGCAACAGUGGACACAGUGGAAGUACUCAACGGAUGAGCAGCAAAAGAGGCGCAAUGUUAAAGGGGAACUGGAUAAGAUCAUUGUCAGUGAUGCGAAACACCCGCCAACGCUGAGCUACGAUGAAUUGACAACAGUACGGAAAAAUCUGCAACGUGCUGGUCUGGAAGUGGACACAGAAUACAUCCGGGAGACGUGGUAUCCCGUCUAUAGGCGUCACUUCCUCAAACAGGCUCUCCUGAGGGCCUAUGAUGGUCGUAAAGCCUACUACCUCUAUGUCACACAGAAUCGCGAUCGUGGCGACUGUGCCAUCAAUGUGAAUGACAUCAUCCUCUUCUGGCGCAUCCAGCAGGUGAUGAAGGUCACGACGAAUGCCCUACGGCAGCAGGUCAUCAAUCGCGAAGCACGACGCCUCGACAAGGAGAUUAAGGCAGUCCUCGAUGAGUACAGCGAGGAUGAGGACAAGAAGCAGCAAUUACUCACGGGGAAACGUGUCUCUCUCGCCGAGGAGCUUCUUCGAGUACGAAAGAUUCAGGAGAGGCUUGAGGAAUUCAUAAAUGCCCUCAACAAAGAAAAGUAAUAAAGAAAUCAUCUCGUGGGCUGGCUAAAUAGUGUAUAGAGAACCUACGCCCUCCCCCUCAUUUUGCUUAAAUGGAUGAGUAUUGUGAUUAUUAUUUCUUUCCUUCAUUUUUGCUUAAAUUACAUUGGGAUUCCCUUCAAAUUGCGAAUUGUAAGAGAAUCCCGGAGUUAUUCACAUGGGAGUGGAAUCUUUCCCAAUCAUGCAAGGUCAUGGGGAGAAGAUUCAUCUUCCAGCUUAAAGUCAUCCACAGAAAGAUUAGAAAUAUAAAGUAAAAACAUUGGUCAUGAUUGUAAAAUUCAACAGAUUUAUUUAAUAAUUAAAAAAUAUAAUAUAAUAGCUUAUGAAUUAACCAGGUACUUGAA
Messenger RNA from Lutzomyia longipalpis, 3469 nucleotides. It is a transcript of the gene Opa1, whose product is annotated as dynamin-like 120 kDa protein, mitochondrial. The record is from RefSeq and is a predicted model, not a curated record. Gene Ontology annotation, molecular function: GTPase activity; GTP binding; microtubule binding. The transcript has 11 exons. NCBI's taxonomy places the organism in Eukaryota, Metazoa, Arthropoda, Insecta, Diptera, Psychodidae. Gene Ontology annotation, cellular component: mitochondrial membrane; microtubule; cytoplasm. Bases 162 to 3107 code for a protein of 981 amino acids. Gene Ontology annotation, biological process: mitochondrial fusion.